AUGUCUCCCUCUUCCGUUGCCUCUGCGCAGAGUAAUCUCCCUCCUCCAGCAGCCGCUGCGGCUCCUGCUGCCGGUGCGACAAGCGAAGACGCGGCAGCACCGCAUGCAACAGGCAUCGUCUCGGCUGCUGCAGCGCCACACGACCUCUGUGCAAAAACGACAAGAGCGGCAGAUUACUCCCCCCCUGCAUGCCCUUCUGCAAAACAGGAGGUGUUGCGUGCCCGUAGAACAGCGCGGCAGUCUCAGCAGAAGCACCAGCCUUUCCAGCCAAAGCUCGAACGCUCGCCAUCGCGCAUCUGCACAUGCAGCAGGGGCGGCAAGCACGCCGCUGCUUCGGAUGGUCUUUCUGAAACUCCGACUGCAAAUCCCACCAUUUCGGAGACAGGGCAUGGCGCUGCUGUGCUGCAGAAGAGGCGUUAUCCAGCGGCAUCACCAGCAGCAGCAUCACCAGCAGCAGCGCUCUGCAUCCGAGGGUCAAGGCAGCAGGAGCCGUCGCAAGCUUCGACAUGCCGCUCUGGGUGUAAUUGUGCAGUGCAGAGGCCUGUAGCAGCCACGAAGGGGGAGCUGCCCAGCUUGAGCAAGAGAAGCGGCAGCUGCAGCCUGCAGAGCAACAGCGGUGCCAGACAUUCAAGGUGCUGCUGUUGUCGUCAGCCUGUGCCAGCGGGUUCAGCGCCGCACGCAAGCAUGCAGCAGGGUGUCUCUAAAGCUGCGAUGAGAACAUAUCUCGAUGCAAAUGCUGUAUGGGCGCAAACUCACUCACUAGACAAGCCGUGUCUCGCUCCUUCCUCUGGAGGAGGCCAGUUUGCCUCACCACUGCCAACGGGAGCUGCUAAUCCUGCAGACACCCCUUGCCACCUAAUCGGUCUUCAGAGAUCGAUGACGAACUCAGUCGUAAAGCAACAGCCGACCGUUCUGGCACUGGCAGAAGCCGCACCCCCAGCAGACUGCCCUUCUGCGCCGUUGCAUCUCGACUCCCGUGCUCGUGGGUGGCACCGAGUGGCGUCUUAG
Cyclospora cayetanensis is the source of this 1008-nucleotide messenger RNA. RefSeq lists its product as uncharacterized. NCBI's taxonomy places the organism in Eukaryota, Apicomplexa, Conoidasida, Eucoccidiorida, Eimeriidae. Bases 1 to 1008 code for a protein of 335 amino acids. The record is from RefSeq and is a predicted model, not a curated record. The transcript is spliced from 4 exons.